CCGUUGCAAUCUCUUACAACUGCUGCUAAUAACUUGUCAUCACUUUGUCGUCGACGUUCCACUCUUCUGUCAGUAGCCAUACCCUGGAGCUUCGGCUACGUUGCUUUUCAAACGAUCCUGUUGACUCCUUUGCUGUUGCACCUCUCCAACCACUUCUAUGCCUGCGACAGCAGCUCUCAAGUUGCACCAUGUUGCCUUGGACUCGCACUGGCCUGUAGAAGUCCACCAGAUUUCUAGAUUCCUCUCAAAGUCGGUGCCUCGUUUUGAGUUUUCCAGAAUAUACCCUCGAAUGACAUCCUUGUUCCCUGACCUUUUCAACCAACUGGGAAGCGCUACACUGACAGACCUUUCAGCCGUGGAACCAGAGUCGCAGCCACUUCUGGGCUUUUUGGAUAUCAUCCUAGAAACAGUGUCAUCGCUUCGACGAAUGCAACAGGACCCUCACCCAUUCACCAUGCCUAUUUGGUCCACCCUAGUCCGAGCAUUGUGCUAUACAUGCUUUAAUGACGCCGAGAUAUAUUACGACACGCCUUUUAUUCUUCCUAGAAACUUUGUGGAAUCUGUUUGUGAUGGACACGCUCUGAUGCUUGUUUCUUUUCUCUAUGAGAAUACGCUACUAUCUACAUCGCACUCAGACGCGGCUCCAGGGGAAAGCUUAUCUCACCAAAGCAAUGAUCCUAAAGAGGAUCCUUUAGAACCAGGCGUAGUUCUCGCAGACGAAGAAGGCUCAGAUCGUGUCAGUGACAGUGAUGCCUCUGAGGUUGAACCUGAUACACGGACUUUUUCACCCGAAUCGGACCAUGCAUUUGGGGGAAACAUAUUCGAUGAGCCAGGCAGCGCUCCGUUUGGUGAUCUCUCAGAGUCGGAAGAGUGGCCAUGUCGCAACCUUUCGCCGUCUUCCAGUACUAGGUCCCUUGAUAUGUCGUUUCAGGCACACGUUCUUCCAGGUAAAGGACGUCGUACGGAUGCGGUUCUUCCUGUUAUCUGUAUUGCAGAUAGGGGGAACAUUGUGGCUCUCGUUGCUAGUGUGGCCUACCAACGACGUGUUUGGGGGAUUGAAGAACCUGUCGUGGGUGUAAUUCUCACCCAGGAUGGAUUUUCGGCCCAGGUCAUUCUGGGGUGGACAAAUCCACCUGAUGUGGAUGGUGAUUCAGAGUCUCCAGACGAUGACAUGUCUGAUGACUUGCCAAUGGUACAUAUUGCCUACUCUGAUGUGCCUUGUGUGGCCAGUGGUGUCUUCAAUCUGACCGAUCCUAUUUCUGCCCUUGCAUUUGCGCAAUUUAUCAUUGAGCUUCAUGAUCAUUAUGAUAAGAUUGUACUGGAAUGUCGCAAACCCUGCAUGCCUGCCAAUACUCCGAUUUCCUGGAGAUCUGAUCUUAUUGAUCCUUCACAUCUUUCUGAUUGGGAGAAAAGAGGAGAAGAAGUUGUUGCCACCUGGAUUCGGAGUUUGAGAACAAGCAGUGUUGAUACUGACGACGACCCAUCACCAUAUCCUGUUACACCCCCUCCGACACAGCAAUUCCAUCAUGUACCAAUGUUAGAUCCAAAUGAGUCCAGGAAGAAGCCUGUUCAUGGGAGGCAGCUACAUAGUAUUCCUACUGAAGCCAUGAUUCCGACUCAGAGCAAAAAUGAUAAGCAUGGUUCCAGGAAAGGUUCAAUGACCACAUCUACAUCUAAGCUUUCUGGAUUGAAUGCCCCGUCGUUUCAUCACUUCAAUUCCCUUUUGAUCUCUGACUUUAUUUGCACUAGAUUCGCUGGCAAAGUUGGAAAUGGAAUUGGGCUGACGAUGCCACUCUCCAUUACGACUUAUAACUACGACAGAUAUAUCUUCUCCGUGAGAGCCGCGAUAAUACCGGACAUUGACAAAUUCAAGAACCAACAACACGUUAAUGAGUAUACGAAACUAUACGAAUCUCUGACUUGUUUUGUGGACCCGGAAUGGCAAAGUAUCGAUCAGUUACCGGUAGUCGAAGGAUCAUAUCUUGAGGCCGUCAAUGAUUGCUUCUGGGAGCAACUCAUGACUGUCCGACAGAGAUUGCCGGAGAGCAACGUCCAAAAAAUAAACCCUUCGCAUCAGACAGCCGUGUCUGAACGUCUAUCACUAUUCUUCUGGGUGACCCUUGGAGCGUUUUCACGUGGGCAGCGCAAGUCUGUCAACGAAGCAGAAUCUCGUCUACAAUGGGAUACACUGCUGUUCCAUGUUUUGAACAGCAUCGAUUCCGACGCUAUUCACGUGAGACCACUAUUUGAGCGAACUAUUUUGCUUUCUCGCAAUCGCCUUGUCGAUGAACUUCAUUCCAAAAGCAUCGAGGACAUCCGAGCUAGUGCGAUCGAUCGAGCGAAGGACUAUUAUAAUCUCUGUAAAGCUUCUCUUAUCGCCAGUACCUUUUCAGGCAAUCACACGGAUCCGGACGUUAUCGAUAUUCAAGAACACGCAGCUCUAAAUGUCGCCCUCUAUUUCUUACAGCAAACACCUCAUCUUUUCCCAGAAACUGCGCGGGGACCCGAAGCCAUUGUUCAUCGCGCCAGCAGCGAACCACACACAGGAAUAUGUGAUGCAGUCGUGGUUCUUACCGCUGAUGAGCUCUCGUUGCCUAGUACGGACUGCAAGAUACCUGAAUUCAUCACCGUACUGAAAGAUGAUGGUCCGGGUCUGUUUCCCAAGUCUCAGGAAGAGGAGGAACGUGAUGGCCAGAUUUUGCUACUUCCUUCCUCUCAGCGAGCGGCCAUUCCGCCGCCCCGCUCAGACGAGGAGCAGCCUGUAUCUUCCGAAGGAUCUACAGAUGAACCUGUCACCCUCAAUACUUUCAAGGUCGAAAGGAAAUCCUCUAACAAUUCAUUCUUAACUGCGUUCUCCGAGACUGGCUGCAUGGUGGGAAGUGAUGGGAAGAGAAGUACCGACAUUCAGCAGCUGUACGAAAAGAUCGAAAAGAUCGGCAAGGCUGUUCCUGCAGAAAUUUUUGGUAAAAUUCUCUUUGCCAUCCUUGUGGUUGAACAUAAGAGGCCCCUUGACGAUGCAGCGAAGCCGUUGAAUCAGGCCAGGGCUUAUGUAGACGCUGCCGUCAGGUUGCUUCAAGCUCAUGGUAUAACCGGACUGCCCGUGUUUGCACUCGCCACAAACGGCAAUGACGGUGUGGUGUUAAUGGCGUGGCACAGCGAAACCGCUGAGAAAGUCUACCUUGUUGACCGAUCAGUACAGCGAUUUGAUAUAUCGUCGCCCAUAGAAGUGUUCCACUUCGCAACAUUCCUCCUUCGCCUCAGAGAUUAUUAUGUUGAUCACUUUAAGGAAAACCCAGCCCAAAUCAAAGCAGCAAACAAGGCAGCACAAGAGAUGGCAACGAUGGCGGAGGAGAAGCUGCGAGCGGCUAAGGCACAGGCAAAGGAGGAUGGCCUGGACCCAGAUAAAGUUGAAGUUCACAUAGAUUGGGGAUGGUGGAAGUCUGCUCAGACGCCGCGACCUCCACCUCCCAAAGCGACAGAAAAUGCAGGGUCGAAAUCGAAGUUGGAGAAAGUGGCAGAGGGGCUAGAAAAUUUACAUUUGUCAUCUUAG
This is a messenger RNA of Guyanagaster necrorhizus, 3550 nucleotides long. RefSeq lists its product as uncharacterized. Lineage: Eukaryota; Fungi; Basidiomycota; Agaricomycetes; Agaricales; Physalacriaceae. The coding region runs from base 158 to 3550 and encodes 1130 amino acids. The record is from RefSeq and is a predicted model, not a curated record. The transcript has 10 exons.